Messenger RNA from Scophthalmus maximus (turbot), 731 nucleotides. It is a transcript of the gene nupr1b, whose product is annotated as nuclear protein 1b. Bases 185 to 409 code for a protein of 74 amino acids. Gene Ontology annotation, biological process: negative regulation of cell population proliferation; regulation of transcription by RNA polymerase II; negative regulation of cell cycle. Gene Ontology annotation, cellular component: nucleus. The record is from RefSeq and is a predicted model, not a curated record. The transcript is spliced from 3 exons. NCBI's taxonomy places the organism in Eukaryota, Metazoa, Chordata, Actinopteri, Pleuronectiformes, Scophthalmidae.
AGGAGAGACUGUAGAUAAAAAGGAGGAGGAGCUGAAUGUUCCAGAUAUAAAAACUCAGAGAAGUUUGGAGGAAACAUCUUGUUGUUUUUCUGCUGAGAGGAAGAAGAAGGAGAAGAAGAAGAAAGAGAAGAAGAAGAAGAAGAAGAAGAAGAAGAAGGAGGAGAAGAAGAGUCUCUGACCGACCAUGAGUCACGUGGACGUGAAGAACCUGAAGCCCUCGAGCUUUGAGGACGAGUACUACGACCAGUAUGAAUAUUACAACUUGACCGACAAGUACACAGAAGGCUCGGCCCGGAAGGGAAGGACGAAGAAGGAGGCGAGCGACAACACCAACCGACCGAACCCGUCCGGACAUGAGCGCAAGAUCGUGGAGAAGCUGCAGAACAGCGAGAAGAAAGACAAAGAGUGAAGCCUGAGGGCGACUCGGACGGCUCAUCCCGGACACCGACCUUGGCCUCCUUGGCGACAGAACGAGACGUGCGGACGGCGGGAGCGUCGUGGCGCUCCGAUGGGCAAAGUUCCACCUGGUUGUGAAGAGGAGCCCAAAGAUCCAGAUGUUCCAGCUGCAGUGAUCUUCCUCCUCGGCUGCGACGGGCGGCGGCUCCUCGGCCUUGAGGGGGGGCAGGGGGCACCUGGUCCCUGCUCGGACCCUGAUGUGGCCCUGUGACUGUGGCGGUUGAUUGAUUUCAAUGUGUUCAACAAGUUAAAUAAAAUAUUUAAAAAAAAAUUGA